GAUUGAAGAAAAUAAUAUUAUUUUGUAUAUCUGAGUAGUUUCAAAUAGACAUCUUGAAAAGAACAUUCAACCACAUUCGUAAAAGGAACGAUUGAAAUGGCGCGCAUUUUAAUUAACUUGAUCGUGCAAUAUAACAAAAUUGAAUAGUCGUUCGCGGUGAAUGACUUUAUACAAUUAACGUUCAUUAACAGUAAAAGGCUAAUGAUCUUUGCAAUUAGAGAAGAACGCCAAAUGAAAUGCCAAGUAAAAUAUAAUAAACUCGUGAUUUCCGUGUAAUUAGCGUUAUCGCAAAAAUUUUAUCCAAAUAGAUGUUAACAACCGAAGAUUGAAAAAAAUUGGUAAAAAAAGGGUAAAGAUCGAUCGAUCGAUAGAUCAUCCUUCGGUCAAACUUAUCCGAAAAAGAAGAAUGAAUGAACGAACGCAGAAACGAAGACAAUGAUAAAUGUUAGCAUAGUAGAUGCUCUAUAUAGAGUUUAAUGGAUAUAACAUAAGAGGAUAUGUAUACACACACGUGUAGAAAGGAUACCAUGUGGUUCCAGCAUGUGUGGACCAUCCUUCUUGGGGAGAGCCACCCACCCCCACCCUCCUUCGAGUCGUUGCUUCUCGAUGACCCUUUGGCUUGACAGUCUGCAUCGAGAAGCCGCUCGAACAUCUUAUAUUAUCGUUCAUGACGCUUCGCGUUGGUUCCUCUUUCUCUUUCUUUCGCAUAAUUUUCGUUACGUGCUCGAAAGAGGAGAGAGAAAAGAAGAACGAAAGAGAAUAGUGGAGUGUGGGUAGAGAGAAAGAAAGAAGAGAGAGAGAGAGAGAGAGAGGAAAUAAAAGGCCCUUAGUAGGUAGGAUUUUCAAACAGAAUCGUUGAUAAAAUCGAAGAUCUCGGUUGUCGGUCGUCCACGGACGGACCGGCGGUGGUGGAUCGUUGAUCGAUUCUGUCACGAUGUCAGGGUGGUGGUGGUUACACGUAAUAACACAUCUUCUCCUGAUCGGUCUAUUGGUAAAAAAUUCAAAGUCCGAAAGUUUAACGCCACCGUAUUUCAAUCUUGCCGAGGGCAAGGAGAUCACUGCUUCGGCCACGUGCGGAGUCGAUACUCCUGGACCAGAACUUUACUGUAAACUUGUUGGCGCGAAUGCCGAUCAAGAUGAGGACAUCAAUUUAAUUCAAGGACAGGUAUGCGAUGUUUGCGAUCCAGAUAGUCCGGAAAAAAAACACCCUCCGGAAUAUGCUGUCGAUGGUAUGGAAACUUGGUGGCAAUCACCACCACUUUCUAGAGGCAUGAAAUACAAUGAAGUGACUUUAACAAUUGAUUUGGGUCAAGAAUUUCACGUAGCGUAUGUCUACGUGCGUAUGGCAAAUUCACCAAGACCCGGGCUGUGGGUACUUGAAAAAUCAAAAGAUCAUGGAAAGACCUGGUCACCUUGGCAAUAUUUUGCGGAAUCCGAUAGCGAUUGCGUAACAUUUUUUGGCGUUGAUAGUCAUAAACCCAUUACUAGAGACGAUAGUGUUAUUUGUACUACUGAAUAUUCGAAGAUAGUACCCCUGGAGGGUGGUGAAAUACCGAUUUCUAUCUUGAAUAAUCGUCCAUCGGCGAAACAUUAUUUUAAUUCAUCGGAAUUACAAGAAUGGACGAGGGCGACCAACGUGCGCUUUCGUUUUCUCAGAACAAAGAACUUAUUGGGGCAUCUUAUGUCGGUUGUUCGUCAGGAUCCUACUGUGACGAGACGAUAUUUUUAUUCAAUCAAAGACAUCAGUAUCGGUGGUAGAUGUAUGUGUAACGGUCAUGCGGAUACCUGCGAUAUCCAAGAUCCUAGCGUACCAAAUAAACUUGUCUGUAGAUGUCAGCACAACACUUGUGGACCACAGUGUGCGACCUGUUGCAAAGGUUUUGAACAGAAGAAAUGGCAACAAUCUACGUCUUUUAAGAAAUUUACCUGCGAACCUUGCAAUUGUUUCGGUCACUCGGAUGAAUGUAUUUAUGAUCCGAAAAUUGAUGAAAAGCAUUUGUCUUUGGACAUACAUGGAAACUAUGAAGGUGGUGGAAUAUGUCAAAAUUGUAGAGACAAUACGAAAGGUAUUAACUGUAAUGAAUGCAAACCGAAAUUCUAUAGACCACUGAAUAAACCUCUCAAUGCUACUGAUGUAUGCCAACCAUGCAACUGUGAUUACUUUUAUUCAACCGGAAAUUGUGCUGAUGCUACUGGUAAAUGUGAAUGUCGCGAGGAAUUUACGCCACCAAAUUGCGAUACAUGUAAUCAUGGAUACUUUGGAUAUCCUAAAUGCCGUCCUUGUGAAUGUCAUUUACAAGGAACCGAUGGAUAUUAUUGUGAAGCAGGAGAUGGCCCAUGUCCUUGUAAAACAAACUAUGCCGGUCAUUACUGUGAUCUCUGUGCAGAAGGCUAUUAUAAUUUCCCUGAAUGCUUACCUUGUGACUGCAACGAACUUGGUUCUCGGAAUAAUGUUUGUGAUGUUCUUUUUGGUAAUUGUACAUGUAGAAAUAAUUAUGGUGGAAGAACUUGUAAUAUUUGCGAAGACGGUUAUUUCAACUAUCCUUCAUGUACAUAUUGCAACUGUGAUACAAGAGGUACGAAACAAGGAAUUUGUAACAAAAACGACGGUGUAUGUUUGUGCAAAGAGGGCUAUGGUGGUACUAGGUGCGACCAAUGUAUUAAUGGAUAUUAUGGAUAUCCUAACUGUAGACCAUGCAACUGCAGUUCCAUUGGUUCUUCUUCCAUUAGUUGUGACAGCAUAGGAAAAUGUUCUUGCCUUGCAAAUUUUGCUGGAAAGGCCUGUGAUCAAUGUAGUCCAGGAUAUUACAUGUAUCCAGAAUGCAUAGCUUGCAACUGUGACAGCCAUGGAGCAAUUGGCGUAUCCUGCGAUGCGGAAGGCGAUUGUCAAUGCAGAGAAAACUUUGAUGGAUCGAGGUGCGAUCAGUGUAAAGAGGGCUUUUAUAAUUUCCCAACUUGCGAAGGAUGUAAUUGUGAUCCAGCAGGUAUUGUUGAAACUUUCCAAGGAUGUGGUAGUUUACCAAUAGGGGAACUUUGCCAAUGUAAGAACCGUGUGGAAGGAAGGAUUUGUAACAAAUGCAAACCUUUAUAUUGGAAUUUGCAACAACAUAACGCAGAAGGAUGUGAAGAAUGCCAAUGUAAUAUACCGGGUGUUAUUGGGAGUAUUGGUGAAUGUGACGUGAAAACUGGUCAGUGCAUUUGUAAACCUGGAGUGACCGAUAGAAGUUGCAGUCGAUGCAUCGAUGGAAGUUAUAAUCUUCAAGAGAACAAUUUAUUCGGUUGUUCCGAUUGCAACUGUGAUAUUGGUGGAUCUGUUAAUCCUAUUUGUGACAAGCAAACUGGACAAUGUCAAUGUCAGCCUCGCGUAACGGGUUUGACAUGUAAAGAACCUCUAGAGGCACAUUAUUUUCCAACUCUUCAUCAAUUCCAAUAUGAAGUAGAAGAUGGCAGAACUUCUAGUAACAGUCAAGUACGAUAUGACUUUUCAGAACAUUUUUUCCCAGGUUAUAGUUGGAAAGGAUAUGCCGUAUUUUCUACUCUACAAGACGAAAUUAUUCAAAAUGUUUAUAUACAUAAAUCUUCUUUAUAUCGUAUGGUUAUGCGGUAUGUCAACCCUAACAAUGAGCCGAUUCUUGGAACUAUUAAAAUUACACCAGAUAGUCCUGCUGAAGUGGAACAGGAAUUUAAAGUUCAAUUUAAGCCAACGACGAAACCAUCGUUCGUUACAGUUGCAGGAGCCCAUGACAAUCAUCCUUCACCUAUGGUGAUGAAUCCUGGGUAUUGGACUAUUAGUAUAGCUAAUAAGAAAAGUCUUUUCCUAGACUAUUUCGUUCUGUUACCAUCAGAAUAUUAUGAAGCAACUAUUUUAACUCAAGAUGUUAACAUACCUUGUAAAGUUGGUUAUAAAGGACUCUGCCGUCAUUAUGGAUAUCCCAACUUAAUAAAUUUUGAUUCUGUUCGCGGUACUGGAGGUUUUCUCAAUGACAACAACAUAAGAAUAUCUUUGACAGAAUAUUUCUCAGAUAAAGAGACCCUUCAAGAAAUCGAUGCAGAAGAAAUGCCAGUUAUCAAUGAUAGUCAAGAAGAGAUUCACUUUGAACUUAGAAUAUCUAAACCAGGCCCACAUGUGCUUGUUAUAACAUACGUUACCUCUGCAGAAGAUAGCGAGACUUCUGUGUUAUUGAUCGAAGCAAAUACCGUUGGAAAAGGCAAAGUUACACUUUAUCCUUGCAGAUAUACAAGCAUUUGUCGACAAGUUGUAACCGAUACAUAUGAUAGAGUUGCCAUUAUGAACUUCCAGUCAAAUUACGUAAGCAUAGUUUUAACUGGAGAAUCUACUUCAAAUAUUGCGAUUCACUCAAUCGUUGCUAUUCCAUAUCAUCGCUGGUCCUUAGAUUAUAUCAAACCAAAAUCUGUCUGUGUUAGAAAAAAUGGUAAAUGCGUACAAGGCCUUUUCCCUAGCGCACCCGAUUCCAAAAAGAUCGAAUUUGAAUCUAAUAAUGCGGUUAUUGAAAUGGAUAGUCGGCCAUACGGUAUUUACGAUAAUACCACUAAACUAAUUUAUUUAAAUGAUAAAGAUGCAAUGGUAGAUAUUCAUGCCAAAGUUCCAGAACCUGGGGACUAUGUUUUCAUCGUACAAUAUUAUCAACCAGAUCAUCCAAAAUUUGAUUUAGACGUACUAGUACAAAAUGGAAAGUUUUAUGAAGCUAAAGUUUCUGUACCCCAUUGUCCAAGUAACAGUGGUUGUCGCAGCAUUGUGCAACAAGUAGAUGGCAAUACUCGAUUUCAAUUAAUUGAAAACUUUGUGAUUACAUUUAAAGAAAGCAGUGGAAAUGGUAUUUGGUUGGAUUACAUAUUAGUCGUACCUGCAGACCAAUAUAAUGAUAAAAUUCUAACAAAAAUACAGUUCGAUCAGACUAAGGAAUUCCUUAAAAAGUGUGGUAAUAAUCAUUUCUAUAUAAACGUAACAGAAGAAGGAUUUUGUAGAGAUUCCAUAUUUUCAUUGACCGCUAAUUACAACAAUCGUGCUUUAUCCUGUAAUUGUGACAUUUAUGGUACAACUAGUUUUAAAUGUGAGAAGUUUGGAGGACAGUGUCCGUGUAAACCUAAUAUUAUUGGUAGAAGAUGUGAAAUUUGUAAAACAGGAUAUUAUGGAUUUCCUAAUUGUAAACCUUGUUCUUGUCCCAGUAAAAUACUUUGUGAACCUGAAACUGGUGAAUGUAUUUGCCCUCAAAGAGUCAUUGGUGAACGUUGCGAUCAAUGUAAACCAGGCACCUAUGGUUUUGAUCACAUAAUUGGAUGCGAAGAAUGUAAUUGUUCUUUUCUUGGCGUGAUCAAUGGCGAUAUGCAAUGUGAUUUGUUUAAUGGCAACUGUAGAUGUAAAGAAAAUGUGGUUGGAAGGCAAUGUGACAAAUGCAUAUCUGGAUAUUCACAAUUUCCUCACUGUGAAAAAUGUGACUGUGACGUACGAGGAACAACAUUAGAUAUUUGCGAUCAGUAUACUGCUGAAUGUUUCUGUAAAGAAAAUGUUCAAGGUUCUGCUUGUGAUGUUUGUAAAGAAGGAACCUUCAACAUUCAAGCAAGCAACGAAGAAGGUUGUACAAAAUGCUUUUGUUUUGGAAAAACAACACGUUGUACUUCCGCAAACCUCUACAGAACUCAUAUUUUGGAUAUGAACAACUGGGAACUUGCAGUACAAAAUGAGAAGACUGGAAAUUUAUCAUUUCUAACAACGAUACCUCAGGAAAUAAAUUCAACUUCUAUAAUCACUGAUCUAAUAGCUAAUGACAUGUUGGAAAAUAUCGUGUACUUUGCAGCUCCUGAAAGUUAUCUUGGCAAAAAGUUAACUUCAUAUGGUGGAUUUUUAAAUUAUACGAUAAGCUAUAAUACUGGACCAUUUGGAAAAGCAGUAAGUGCGGCGGAUGUAAUUCUUCAAGGUCCAGAUACAGUUCUUCUUUUCUAUGGUGACGAGCAACCACCUUCUUUUACAAAUUUUGUAGCAUCUGUUGAGCUUAUAGAAACCAACUUUGUGACACUAAGUCGCUUAAGUGUUACUAGAGAACAAAUUAUGGUAGUUCUUGAUAAUCUUCAAGGUAUAUAUAUUCGAGCUACAUACUGGAACCCUAGCAUUUUGGCUACAUUGUCCUAUGUUAGCAUUGAUAUUACAACAGAACAAUACUCUGCUGAGUACAGUAUCCCAGCCAGUAGUGUAGAGCAGUGUCAAUGUCCACCAAAUUAUCAAGGAUUAUCUUGCGAAGAAUGUGCUCCAGGAUAUUACAGAGUACAAUCAGGUCCUUACGGAGGAUAUUGCGUACGAUGUCAGUGUAAUGGUCAUGCGGAUACUUGCGAUGUUAAUACCGGCGUCUGCCACGAUUGUAAAAAUGGUACCAAAGGCGAUCAUUGUGAAUUCUGCCAACAAGGAUAUUACGGAAAUGCAACUAUCGGCACUCCUUCAGAUUGUUUAAUUUGUGCUUGUCCACUUCCUGUCGCAUCUAAUAAUUUUGCGUUAGAUUGCGAAGUAAAUGAAGAAGGUAACAAAAUCAGCUGUGAAUGUCUUCCUGGCUAUUAUGGUGCAAGAUGCGAAACUUGCAUUGCCGGAUACUAUGGAAAUCCAGAAGUUUAUGGCGAUUACUGUAAGCCUUGCGAAUGUUCGGGUAAUAUUGAUACUAAUCAAGUUGAUUCUUGUGAUUCUAUCACUGGAGAAUGUUUACACUGUUUGUACAAUACGCAUGGAGAAGCUUGCAAUUAUUGCGCGCCUGGAUAUUUUGGCGAUGCUGUAGAAAGAAAAGAUUGUCAAAGUUGUUCGUGUAACAAAUGUGGAAUGAAACAUUGCGAUAAUCACACUGGUCAGUGUCAUUGUAAAGAAAAUGUUAUCGGUGAACAGUGCGAUCUUUGCCUAGAAAAUCAUUAUGGAUUUGAUUCUUGCGAAGGUUGUAAGUCUUGCGAUUGCAAUAUUGCUUCAGAUAGCAAACAAUGUAAUGAAACAACUGGCCAGUGCCAAUGCAAACCCGGUGUUACCGGACGGAGAUGCGAUCAAUGCACUCCUGGUUAUUGGAAUUAUGGUCCAGAUGGUUGUACAUCAUGUGGUUGCAAUACUGGAUAUUCCGUUGGUGCAUCCUGUAACACAACUACGGGACAGUGUUCUUGUCUUCCUGGUGUUAUUGGUGAAAAGUGCGAUCACUGUCCAUAUCGUCACGUUUUGAUCCCAGGACAAGGUUGCUUUGCAUGUGAUUCUUGUACCGGUGAUUUACUUGAUGUUACUGAUUUACUCUCAGAUCUUCUAAAUCCUGUAUUUCAUGAAUACAAUAUGGUAGCUGAAAGUUAUUUUACAAAUCAGCGUUUAAAAUUCAUUAACGACACAGUCAAUGACUUUUAUUCAGAAGUUAUGCUACUUGAUCCAAAAAGAAUUAAUUUCUUACCGUUACAACAAAACUUAUCGCGUCUUGGACAAGAAGUAUCGAGCCAAAAACGUCGUUCCGAUUAUGUUGCUGAAGAUAGUAUCAAAUGGAAACUCGGUGCUGAAAAUACUUUAAAUAAUAUGACUGUUUUAGAGGAAGAUGUAAUACGUGAGAUAGCUUUAGUUAAUUUAAUAGUAUCCGAAGUGCAAUCAUUGGCUACCAAUAUAGAGCUUAGACCAGGUGGUAAAAUCGAAAAUACGGUAAAAAAGGCAGAACAAAUUCUGAACAAAAUAAAAGAGGUAUCUUUCGUUAAUUUCCGCGAUAACGCAAUCGAUCAAGCUAAUCAAGCUAAUAUUCUCGUAUCGGAAAUGUUACAAUAUAAUUCUCCAAUAAAUAAUCUGACCUCAAUGGCGUCAGAUUUACAAGACAAGAUUAAAAAUAUUAGUACCAAAAUGGAUGACUUGCUUGAUAUAACAAAAAAAACUGAAGCGUCAGUAGCCGAUGUUGAAGAUCUCAAUAAAGAUAAUAGAAUGGCUGCGGAAUCUAUCAACUUUGAUACCGUUAAAAAUAUUUCGUCUGAGGCUAAAGAGGAUCUAAACGCUGGCACGGAACUUAAUAAAAAUGCAACUCAACUGUUAAAUGAAACUGAUGCUAAUAUUAAGAUUUUAGAUUCUAAUACAUUGCAAGAUAUAGUCAUGGAUUUAAACAAUACCAUUUUGCAAAAUGACGAAAAGCUUAUUAAUUUAGAAGGUCUUUUAAAAAAAGCAAAUGAUCAUGCUGAAUCUCUUUACAGUCAUUCUUUAAAAUUGGACAAUCUAUUGACAGAUACACGUAAUACAAAUGCUGUACGUGCUGUUUCUGCAUAUAGGAAUAUUGAAAAGGCCAUCCAAGAAGCUAAUCAUGCUGCUCUUAAUGCUUCUUAUGCUACUAAUAAUGCAACAGCAUCAUUUUCCACGAUAGAACAAGAAAUAAAAAAUUCUCUCGAUCAAUCUGCAAAUUUGCUUGCCUCUGCAGAAAUAGUAUUGGAAGAAACUACAGGAAAAUCUGAAGAAAAUCUUCAGAUUGCAAGGGCUGAAAAAGUAUUUACGGAUUCUCAAAAUAAAAACAAUCAAAGAUUAUUAGAUUAUAUUGAUAGCGCGCUUUCAAGUAUUCCAUCGCAAUCAUCAUCGGUAGCACGUGAUGCCGUCGGUGAAGCUACUAAAAUAGAAUACAAUAUAACAAAUCUUAUGCAAAACAUAAAUGGUACAAUCGAAAGUAUACCAAAUGAUCUCAAAAGAACUAAACAGCUUAUAAGGGAUAUGUCCGAAUCUAUACGAGAUAUUUCACAGGCUAAGAAACAAUUGGACGUUGUCAGUAAAAUGGCACCUAAUAUUAACAAUUUUCUUAGCGAUUUGAGUAAAAACCAAAAAGCGAUGGAUGAAACAGGAAACGAUCUUCAAAAUAAAAUGAAUGCUUUAAAGAACAAGAUAGCAAAUGCUAGAGAAUUAGCAGACAGAUUUAAAACAGGUCUGACCUUCUACCGAAACACUACUUUGGAAUUGAAAAAUCCAGAAAGCUUACCCCUGUUAGCAACAUCUAGUAAAAUUUCAUUAUAUUUCCGUACGAAUAAAACUAAUGGCUUCCUUUUAUAUCUUGGAAAUGAAGAAAAAGUCAAAUUACCACGUGCAAAAACACAUGACUUUAUGGCACUUUUAAUAGAAAGCGGAUAUCCAGUACUUAUACUAGAUCUUGGCUCUGGACCAAUGAAAGUUAUUAGUAAUAAAUUUGUAUCCGAUAAUGUUUGGCGUCAGAUAAUUAUUGAUAGAACUGGAAAAAAUGUGAAAUUAAUAGUACGCGAGGAUAUUGGCGAGGGCAGAGAAAAAGAGUAUGAAACGGAAAAAGUAUUACCAGGAGCAUAUUCUAUAUUUAACGUCGAUCAAGAACAUUCAAAACUAUUUGUUGGAGGAUAUCCUUCUUCUUUUAAUAUUCAAGAUGCAGUAACAGCAUCCUCUUUCGAGGGUGAAAUGGAAGAAUUAGUAAUUGGCGAUAUGCCAGUUUCUUUCUGGAACUUUAUGGAUGGUGAAAAUAAUAGAGAAGGUGCUAACGAAAGAGACAAAUUGAUAAACUUCCAAUCUAGUACAGGGUUUAGAUUCGAUAAGCAUGGAUAUGCAAUUUUAAGUAAACGAAAUGCUCAAAUAUCACAGGAUAGUAGAAAGUUUAGUAUAAAAUUAAAAUUCAAAACAUUCGCGGAUAAUGGCUUGAUAUAUCUAAUGGGCAAGGGUAAACAGUUCUUAUCUUUGGAGAUGAGAAAUGGCCAGAUACUAUAUCAGUACGAUCUUGACGACGGUGAAGUUUCUCUGACAUUAACCAAUAAACUUAAUGAUGGCGAGUGGCACAGUUUAGAAGCAUUGAGAUUUGAAAAGAUUGGUGUUCUUAAAAUUGAUGGUUCAAUGGUUUCACGAGGUGAAGCUAAGGGCAAUACUAAAACUCUUCAAUCCUUGGAUUAUAUUUAUUUCGGAGGAUAUCCACCUAAUGCUAAGCAUCCUUAUAAACCAGUUACGAAUAGUGGUUUCGAGGGAUGCAUCGAUGAUGUCGUUAUUCUUGAUACAUCGGUUGAUCUUAGUAGCAACAUACAAGCCUUUGGAGUUAUACCUGGUUGUCCAGCUCGGUUCGCUAGUUUGGUAUCUUUUGAAGAAAAUAUGCCAGGAUAUGUGAAAUGGAAUAACGUUUCGGUAUCCAACUUCCUUCAAAUUAAUUUGAAAUUCAAAACACUGGCAAAUGAUGGACUCAUAUUUUAUGUCACCAAUCCGGAUCAAACAUCUUCAAGUUACAUGGAACUUGUCGACGGUGUAUUAAUAUUUAAAAGUCAAGGGGAAGAAUUGAGAACUGAUCCAGCCGAAAUCAAAUUCAAUGAUAAUGAGUGGCACGUUGUCACGGCAACACAUAAUGAAUCAUCUUUGAGACUUGAUAUUGAUGACAUUAAAAAUUAUAGCACCGAUUCACCACCCCCGUCGCUUCAUAUUCUUUAUGGAAAUCUUUACAUCGGUGGUAUACCAGCAUUGCUACAAACAUCUCAAAACAAUGCAAGAACACCGUUCGUCGGUUGUAUCGGCGAUGCUACUUUGAACGGGAUUAUUAUUAAUUUUGCUAACACAACUGAAAAACCUCAUGUAUUUUUGGGAAAGUGUAAAGGCGGUGAACAGUCACCCAUUACCUCUAUUGAUGAGCCAGAAACAAAUGGUUGGAUACCGCUGUUACCUACAGAAAACCCCGAUGACACUACUGAAGGCACAACACAAAUUAAUAUAGUGGACAUUGAAUUAGAAAAGGAAGAUGAGGAUGAAGAACCUGGUUUGGAAGGACGUGUUCAUCAGAUGGAAUUAACAACUGAAAUAAUUACAACAACCACUCCAAAACCAACUCUAUCUCAAACUGUUGACCAAUGUCAUUUACCUUAUUAUCCAGCUACCGAUCCUGACCUCGAAAAUGCAUGGAGAUUCGGUACUACAAACAACAGCCGAUUGGAAUAUAGAUCUAUAAAUGGAAGAUAUAGAGAUUACUAUGACUUCCAAAUUAACAUUAAAACAAUGUCUGACAAUGGAACUGUUUUCUUUGCCACAGAUUUAAAUAAACAAGAUAUGAUCGCUUUAUAUGUUCUCGACGGAAAGAUUCAUUACAAAUUUGACUGUGGAAGUGGACCAGUUGUACUUAUGAGCGAUAAAUUAAUAAAUGAUAAUCAAUGGCAUUAUAUUGUUUUUAAGAGGGAUAAACAACUUGGACAACUUUCUGUAGAUAAUGAAACACCAGUAAUCGGCUCUUCUCAAGGAAACACUGAAGCUAUCAGUGUUAAUCCACCAUUUUUUGUAGGAGGUGUAUCACCAGAAUUGUUUAGCGUGACGCAGUCAAGAAUAGGCUUAAGCACAAUGUUCAGCGGAUGUUUAAGCAAUUUUAUGAUGAACGGUCAACCUGUUGGUGAACCUGCAAUUAAAGUUGGUGUAAUACCAUGUUCAACGCGAAUAGAACCAGGGCUGUUCUUCUUCCCAGGAAACGGUAGUAAUCUGUUCAAAGCAAUUGAUCGAUUUACUGUUGGGCGUAAUAUGGACAUUCAAAUGGACAUAAAACCACGUAUAACUUCGGGACAUUUACUGUCAGUUCAUGGUAAACGCGAUUAUCUAGUUUUGGAGAUGAUUAAUGGUACUGUUAAAUUUCUUGUUAAGACCACUAAAGGUUCUAUAGAAACUUCGUUUGAACCAUCCAAACCUAAUUCCUUAUGUGAUGGUAAUUGGCAUAAUAUUCGAGCUGUAAAACAGAAAAAUGCUGUACUUUUAUCCGUUGAUCACAAAGCUGCUCCAAUAGGAAUUGGUGGUAAAAAUGUAGCAGCAGUAUUGUCAAAGCAUCCAAUAUUCAUUGGAGGUCAUCCUAUGCUGGGUAGAAGAUUACGUGGCAGCACAUCACAGUCUCAAUAUGUUGGUUGCAUAAACAAUGUAUACAUUAAUAUGAAAUCCAUUCAUUUGGGUCCGGAACGAGCUUAUGGACGAGUUAUUGCGGGUGUUUGUCCAACAAUAUAAGUGAGUAAUAUUAUUUGAAGUUGGAAGUGUACGAAGUACAAUUAAAUCUUUAUGUGGUGAAUGCGUCAACUAGAGUGUACAAUGCUAAUAACACUCUAACACUCUUUUUAAGCGCAGAAAAUAUUGUGUCACAGGCAUAGUAAUAAAAUAAUUACAAAAUACUCCUUAAGAACCUCACGCCUAGUCUAAAGAGUAAUGGGCAAAAGACUGAGUUUUGCAUUUCCUUUACAUUCAGUAGGAAGCAUUUCAUAUUGCCAAUACAAGUAAUAACGAUUAUAGAAUAUUUUGUAUUGUACGUAGUAGAAAUUUAUACUUGGCACAAUUAAGUUCUUAAAAUAUUUUCAAUAAUUUUGAUUUAAUUGUAUUGCAUAGCCAAAGAGAAUUUAUUAAUAAAAAAAAAAUGUAAAAUAUAAAUUACUAUACAUUCAUUAAAAAAUAUCGUUUGUUUAUAUUUUAUUCAUAAGAUGAAUCACACAAAAUGAACUAAAUUUUGAUUUUAUGUACGUACGAGAAUCUUAUUGGUUUGUAUAUUUUUUAUUAAAUAUGAUAAAAUAUAUUAUUUGGAAAUGUUUAAAUGUAAUAAAAUUUAGAGAAUGAAAGAUUAAUAUGAUGUAUAAAAAAUGGAUAUAUAUAUAUUUUUUUGUUUUCAUGUUUUUAAUUGAGAAAAAAAUUAUAACAUACGCCAGCUUUAGGAAAAAAUUUGUGUAAUUCAUCUUUCAAAAUACUAUUCCUCUGAUUUUCACAGCACAGAUAAUUCUAUCGUAUAUUCUUUUACAAGACAAACUUAUUUAAAUAUAUAUUUUAUCUACCUUGUUAGAGUUUCGUAAAUAUCAUAAAUGAAACAUUUCUAAAUUAUAAACAAUUCAUUUUAAUAAGUAAAAUGUUUUAAACAUGGCUCUUUGAUGGAAUAAAAAUUAUUGUAUAUAUACACAUGAGAAAUUACAUAUAACAUUAAUAUACAACACUUUGUACAGAAAUUAUAUUUAUAUAUAAGUCUUUAAAUAUAUGCUAUGCUUGUCUUUCUUCUUUUUUCUUUCUUUCUUGUAAAUUCUUUUAAAUACUAUUUCGAAGACCACGUAAUUUGCUUAACAAAUAAAAUUAUUGCUGCUAUAUUAAUGGCACACACACUCUUCUGGUAUUUUUAUAAAUUAAUGAAUUUAAUAAAUAUCGAUAUAUAUAUUAUUUUUAUAAUCACAUGUUUUUUCGUAUAUUAUGGGAAUUUGAAUGGACAGCAGUUACACGUAUCUUUAUCUUAUUUCAAUCCUGAUUAUUUGUAAGAAGACAAUUGUUACAUAUAACCAUAAGUAUAUUAAAAUGCAAA
This is a messenger RNA of Polistes canadensis, 13265 nucleotides long. RefSeq names its product laminin subunit alpha (gene LanA). The record is from RefSeq and is a predicted model, not a curated record. The transcript is spliced from 32 exons. Gene Ontology annotation, molecular function: signaling receptor binding. Gene Ontology annotation, biological process: regulation of embryonic development; regulation of cell migration; cell adhesion. The coding region runs from base 935 to 11944 and encodes 3669 amino acids. NCBI's taxonomy places the organism in Eukaryota, Metazoa, Arthropoda, Insecta, Hymenoptera, Vespidae.